Carcharodon carcharias (great white shark) is the source of this 4712-nucleotide messenger RNA. It is a transcript of the gene e4f1, whose product is annotated as E4F transcription factor 1. Gene Ontology annotation, molecular function: RNA polymerase II cis-regulatory region sequence-specific DNA binding; DNA-binding transcription factor activity. The record is from RefSeq and is a predicted model, not a curated record. The transcript has 14 exons. NCBI's taxonomy places the organism in Eukaryota, Metazoa, Chordata, Chondrichthyes, Lamniformes, Lamnidae. Gene Ontology annotation, biological process: regulation of transcription by RNA polymerase II. The coding region runs from base 50 to 2329 and encodes 759 amino acids.
CGUAAACCCGCCAUUUUGUGCUCCUUGCGACAAGGGAGAGGAAGUCCCGAUGAAUUCCGAGAAUACGGCAGAGAGGCAGCCUGUGGUGGCCCCGAGCGGUGUCGGGGAGGAAGAAGAGCAUGAUGUUCACAAAUGUGGCCGUUGUCAGACAGAGUUUUGCAACCUGGAGGCUUUCAUUACCCACAAACUACAGAAAGCAUGCCAGCGGAUCCAGGCGCUGUCCACUGGUGACUCUGACCAUCUGCAUAUCUACCAGGCAACUCCCAAGGAGUCAGUGUCCUUGGACUCGGCAAUCACUCUCACGCAGUUGGUUGUGGCUUCCCUAUCACAGCCCGAAGCAAACAGUAAAUCGCACUCAGUUGAUGGGAGCAACAAGACAUGCCAGAUCUCAGAGGAACAAUUGUGUGAAUACCCUCAGCUACAGCAGAAUGAACAUCCCACCAGUGAUGGAGCUGAUGGCCACAGUUGUCAGAAAAGCUCGGAGGAAGAGAGUGGGGCUGAAAAGAAGAGAUUUGAGAUGAUUCUAACUGAUGAAGGGCGAUUCGUGUGUCAGAUCUGCGAAAAAACUUUCAAAACGGCUGUCAUCCUAAAGGCUCACAUGGUUACCCAUAGUGACAAGAAGGCUUUCAAAUGCAAGAUUUGUGGGAUGGCAUUUAGAACAAAGGGAUCUUUAGUUCGACACAACCGACGGCACACAGAUGAGCGGCCUUACAAAUGCCGAAUGUGUGGAAUGAGUUUCCGAGAAUCUGGAGCCCUCACUCGCCAUAUGAAGGCCAUCACUCCUUGUACAGAGAAAGUAAAGUUCCAGCAAAUGAAACUUGUUUCGACACCAUACCAGGAGGAGCCUGAGCCAGUGAAUAAACCUGAGAUUCAGGAAGUAAACAAACAGAUUGAAGAACUGGCAACACCGAAUUCCCCAGAAACGACAGCAAUGAUCAAUGUGCUGACGAAUUCUGAAGGAAAUAUCGAGGAAGUGCAGGUCCAUAAUGUGAGCCACGAUCUGGAUCCUGAGGUUGAACAAAAACCAGAGUCACCUGCUUCCACUGUGCUGCCUCCAGAGGGGGAGACUGGCAAUGAGAACCUGAUCUGUCAGGCCAUGAGGAAUUCUGGGAUUGUCAUAGAAACUGUAACAAUUGGAGAUUCUGAGAAAUCCGCAGAAGAUUCUCCAUUGACUGUCGAGGGAGGCAUUGAGGAGGAUGUCAUAGAGGACGAUUGCAUUGAGAUGGAGGAAGAUGAUAUGAUAAACUCAAAAAGCGAGAGCAGCUACAAUGGCUUCCAGUGCCCUCACUGCAGUCGAGUGUUCCGAGGGUCCAGCUACCUACGUCUGCACAUUAAAGCACAUUUAGGUUACAAGCCCCACAGGUGUGAGCUGUGUGGGAAGGAGUUUAUGACGGCCUACAUUCUGAGGAAGCACUUGGAGUCUCACUACAAUGAGCGGCGCUUCAAAUGUGGGGAGUGUGGCAAACUGUACAAGAGCAUUGCCCAUGUAAAGGAACACAUGAGGGCGCAUUCGGAUGAUCGGCCAUACCCAUGCCCAAAAUGUGGCAAAAGAUACAAGACCAAGAACGCACAGCAAGUUCACUUGAGGACACACUCUGAGGACAAGCCGUUUGCUUGUGACUACUGUACCCGGGCAUUUCGAGAAAAGGGCUCCCUCAUCCGACAUGUGCGACUCCACACAGGAGAGAAGCCAUUCACGUGCUACAAAUGUGGUCGAGGCUUUGCUGAACAUGGGACCCUCAAUCGACAUUUACGUGCCAAAGGAGGUUGUCAUGUUGGGUGUAAAGAACUGGACCAGUUGGAGGUGUCACCAGACCAGUCCACAGAUAGCGUUGCUGCAACUAUCAUCACUGAUGACCCCCAUACAGUGCUGGUGGAGUUCUCUUCGGUGGUGGCCAAUACACAGGAGUAUAUUAUUGAGGGUCCUGCUGAAGUUGCUGGAAGCAGUGAUAUGGGCACUCUGAUCCAAGGCUCUAAGCACCAGGUUGACAACCAGCUCAUGAAAGUUGUGCAGCAAAUCAUGAACCAGGCCAACUCUGGCCAUCAGAUCAUUGUCCAAAAUGUUUCCAUGGAAGACAGCAAUGAGGAAAUAGCAGAUGCAAUCACCAUAGCAACCCCUGAUAGCCUCACCGAGCAGGUUGCAAUGACUCUGGCCUCCAGCAUUGAGGAAGGAGAGGCCUUGACGACCGAUAGCAGCCUGGAGACCAGCCACGACACUGUCACUAUGGUGGGAGCUGAUGACAUUGAGAUGCUGGAACACGCUGAUGAAUACAUGAUUGCUACCCAGGAUGGAGAUGUGGAAAUACAGACAGUGGUGGUGGGUGAAUGAAUGAAUGACGGGAGCUCUUACUGACCCUCCCCACAUCACUACUCAGGGAAAAGAAAUAAUUCAUAGGGUGGAUGCAAGAACCCUGAAUACUGCACUACUGGUCACUGCUUCACACCAGGAAUUCGAUGCCUGGUAGCUCCAUGUAAAGGUCGCUUUCCGAGCCACAGAUUGAUGCGUGUCAAUACUGAUUGUAUUAAAUUAUAUUAAUGAAACUUGAGCUUAAGGUCUUCCUGCAUCACUCAAGCUGUGAGCCAGUUUGCAACUGAUUGUGCUGAGAUAUCCAGUUACUUCGUACUGUGACUGAGCAGUCUAUUUAGCACUUGUACCCAGGGCAUGGAGUUGAUAUGUGACCCAGUUACUGGGCAAUGACAUGAGUGGUGGGUCUGUGCCCACAGGUAUUCUGCUGAUGGUGAGAGCAGGGCAGGAAGAGACAAUGUGAUGGGCUGAUAAACUGGAUUAGUGUUGACCAACAGCUAAGCUUCUCCUCGCAGUUACUUUGUGUAUCCGAUUCUUUGCUUUCUCCUACCUCUCUGUAGUUACUUAAAAACUGCCACAUCUCUAAUUUCUUCCACUUCUGCCAAAAAGGUCAUAGACAUGAAAUGGUAUCUUAUGGUUUUCUCUCCACAGUUGCUGCCUGACAUGCUGAGCAUAAGAACAUGAGAAAUAGGAGCAGGAGUAGGCUACUUAGCCUUUUGAGCCUGCUCCAUCAUUCAAUAAUGUUGCGGUUGAUCUUCUAUGUCAGAUACACCAGCUGCACUAUUGCCAUAUCCCUUGCUCACCUUGGUAUCCAAAAGUGUAACCAUCUCUGACUUGAAGACAUCCAACCAUUGAGCAUUGACAACUGUCUCAGGGAGAAAAUUCCAGAGAUUCACAAUCUUUUGAGUCAAUGUAGUUCAGAGUUGUUCCCAGCAGGACACUUGAUUUGAUGCAACCUUUGUCGACUCAUUUAUUUAAAAAACGAUUCAUGAAAUAGUCAUGACAAGUUUCUGUCUUGCUGUUUCAGCUGCAGUGAUGGCAACUUGGAGUAACAAUCUUGGCAAAGAGUAGCUCUGUGCAUUAAGUAUCAUUGGAUUACUCUUUCCUUUGAUAAAUGAUACCUUGUGGCACUCACCUCUGAACUCUGUUGGAAUCCUGAAGAGAAUCCUGCACCCUCUCGUUUCAUCUCUUAAAAGGACAAGAAUUUAUUUUCAAUUCUGCGCCAGGAAUGUGACGUAUAGUGAACAGAGUCACGGAAAACUAGAAUUCAAGAAUUUAAUCCCCAAUAUCUUGGUUAAAGACCUCAGAGCCCUUUGUAUUAAAAAUGGAAUAUUGGUUAUUGUAACAUAUGAGCCAAUGGCCCUGACAGUGAUUCUGCUCUCCUUGAGACUGUUAAACUGGAUGUAGUACUUCUACUUCCAUUAAAUGUACAGGACUCUUCAUGAUGGAGUGCUGUUUUUAUAUUGUGUGAUAGUUUGUUGCAUGUACAGGUUUGUUGCAUGUACACAAUGAGCUUACUUGUACUGUUCCAGGCCAUCCACCGCUAACUGCCUCUGUUGUAAAUAAGAUUCGAGAGUUGCCUAUCUCGCUGUAAAUAAAAAUGCAGGAUUUUUUAAACCGAUUCUCUAUAACAGCAUGUUUUCUACCCCAGAUUACAGUUCAUUUAAUCAAAUAAUGCAUUUAUGAAUAAUAUUUAGGUAGUUGUUUCAGGGACGUUUUUCACAAAUGUGGAGGACUUUUAAACUUAUUUUGGAAAACAGACGGGUAUAUCUGCAGAAAGUGGCCUUAAGUAUGAACAAAACUAACUGGAUUGUGACAAAAAAAAAACAAAUUGCAUGUGACAGAUCCACGUGAUGCAAGGUAUGUGUCCCUUCAGAGAUUACCUGUCAAGCUUUUCAUAGCAGAAAGAUUAUGUUAGCAUUGUAUAGAUUGUAAAGUAUUCCUUUUAGAUAUUGCCAACAGUGCUUUUGCUACUUGGUAAUGAACUGUGUGCCUGGAGUACAGAUAAUUGCCCAUUCACAGGGUCAUUGUUUCAGGAACUAAAACUCAAGAUGGGUAGCAGAGUUUAGAAUAGGCACAGAUGUGCUUAACUCUACUGCAGGAUCUUCCUGCUGAUGGACAUUUUUUUUCACUCUUGUUUGCAAGUGCAAUGGCUAACUGCUGCAUUGGGGCAUUCCCAUCAGCAAGGGCUGCUGCAUUACAGUGUCCUGGACAUGGGACAUGCUCUGUGGAACGGAUGUAUUUUAUGAAUGAAAAUGCCAUGUGGUUCUGUAUGAGAAUUUCAUCCUUUUAUAUUAAUUUAAUGUUUUAUUUUCAGUGUACUCAAGGCAUGUGUCAAGAUAACUACUUUGCUGAUCCUCACUAUGUGACCUGGUUGACCGCAAAUAAAGGUGGAGUUUGAACAUCA